AUGUAUUCCGAGAAACUACCAGAGGCUAUCGACCUUUCCCACCACCUCUCGGAGGUCUCCAAGGCCAGGGCGAUUUCUCCGUUGAAGGGCCUGCAGAAGUACAUGACCAAGCCGGGGUUGAUAACGAUGGCUGGAGGCACUCCUAGCCCCGAGUACUUUCCAUUCUCUACCGUCUCUGGAGAGACAUUGAUUCCCGAAUCGUUCCCGCUCACAACGCAGUCAUCGUCUUCAUUCUCAUGGUUCUGGAAAAUUUUCGGCGCUGGAGCAGGAAAGAAGGAAAAGACGACGUCCUUCACCAUCAACAAGUGGCCUGCUCACACCGGUGACCUCAACUUGGCUACCGCGUUGCAGUACAGUCCCGCCACAGGCCUCGCUGCACUCCAGAAGAUUAUACAGGAGUUCAGCCAGAAGGUCUACCAACCUAGUUACAAGAAUUUCACGACUUUGAUCGAUGCCGGUAACACUGACGGAUGGGGUAAGGCUGCAUUAACUCUCCUGAACCAGGGCGAUGGCGUUCUCUGUUCGGAGUGGACAUAUCCUAGCGCGUUGGCAGGCAUCAGACCAUGGGGUAUCAAGACCGUUCCAAUUGCUAUGGACGGACAGGGGAUGCGCAGCGACUCUCUUCGCGAGACGCUCGCCACUAACGGCACCCUCAGACCUCAUGUGAUGUACAUCAUCCCCGUGGGGCAGAACCCCACAGGCGCUACUAUGGAAGCGCAACGUAAGAAGGAAAUUUAUGACAUAUGUGUUGAAUUCGAUGUCAUCAUCGUCGAGGAUGACCCAUAUUAUUUCCUUCAGCAGAGUCCCUAUGUACCUAAGGAUCAGCGCGCAGACGAAGAUGCCUUCUCUCGGACAUCGACAGAAGAGAAAUUCAUCGCUCAACUGGCACCGAGUUUCUUGAAAUUUGAUUACCAAGGUCGAGUCAUCCGUCUUGAUACCUUUUCCAAGACCGUUGCGCCGGGAUGUCGUCUUGGUUGGUUCACUUGCAAUCCCCAGUUCGCUGAGCGCUUGGAGAGGGCUGGCGAGACAAGCACUCAGGCUCCGUGUGGUUUUGCCCAGGUCAUGGUCACCUCGCUCCUUCUCAACUGGCACUAUGAGGGAUACGUCCGCUGGCUGCGAGCACUUCGUCUGCAGUACCAAGAACGACGGGACGCCUUCAUCGACGCCUUAGCAGAUGCUUUCCAACUUGACAUGGCCAUUGAGAUCAACGGACAUCGCAAGGGCUCCCUCGUUUAUCACGCUUCUUUGAAGCCGGAACGUCAAUUCAGCGAGAAAUCGACCAUGAGGUAUUCGAAGCCUCUAUUUUCGUUUGUGCCCCCUUCGUCGGGGAUGUUUGUCUGGUUGAAACUUCACCUCGAGGAACAUCCGUCAUAUACGGCGGUUGGCUACAAGGCGUUGGAGUUCAAGCUCUGGACUGCGUUGGCGGACCAUGGCGUCUUGUUCGGUUUCGGAUCCAUGUUUUCAGCGUCUACGGUCACAGACGAGACGAAAGGAGAUGGUCAUUUCCGUAUUAGCUUUAGCUCGACCGAGCAUGACGACAUGAAGAAGGCCGUGUCAACGUUCGCCCUCGUCUUCAGGGAAUUUAUGAAAGAUUAG
Molecule: messenger RNA, 1596 nt
Organism: Desarmillaria tabescens
Lineage: Eukaryota; Fungi; Basidiomycota; Agaricomycetes; Agaricales; Physalacriaceae
Product: pyridoxal phosphate-dependent transferase
Exons: 15
Coding region: 1-1596 (531 amino acids)
Biological process (GO): biosynthetic process
Molecular function (GO): transaminase activity; pyridoxal phosphate binding
Source: RefSeq, a predicted model, not a curated record